Molecule: messenger RNA, 2117 nt
Organism: Dryobates pubescens (Downy woodpecker)
Lineage: Eukaryota; Metazoa; Chordata; Aves; Piciformes; Picidae
Gene: CTTN
Product: cortactin
Exons: 16
Coding region: 133-1668 (511 amino acids)
Biological process (GO): regulation of actin filament polymerization
Cellular component (GO): site of polarized growth; plasma membrane; focal adhesion
Molecular function (GO): actin filament binding
Source: RefSeq, a predicted model, not a curated record
AAGUGGGAGCUCGGGAGAAGCGGAAAUUGCAGCAGCAGCAGGAGCCGUCGCCAGCCCGGGAAGCAGCGGCGGGGAGCCAGGGCAGCGGCGGCCGCAGGAGGAGGCAGGCGGUGGUAGCCGGCGGGUGCCAGCAUGUGGAAGGCUGCUGCAGGCCACACCAUUUCUAUCAGCCAUGAUGAUGGAGCUGAUGACUGGGAGACAGAUGCUGAUUUUGUGAAUGAUGUGAAUGAGAAAGAGCAGCGCUGGGGAGCUAAAACUGUGAAAGGAUCUGGCCACCAAGAGCACAUCAAUAUUCAUCAGCUGAGAGAGAAUGUGUUCCAAGAACACCAGAACCUCAAAGAGAAGGAGCUUGAAACGGGACCGAGAGCUGCCCAUGGCUACGGGGGGAAAUUCAGCGUCGAGCAGGAUCGCAUGGAUAAAUCAGCUGUUGGGUUUGAAUAUCAGGGGGAAACUGAGAAGCAUGCCUCCCAAACAGACUACUCCAGUGGCUUUGGUGGGAAAUACGGAGUGCAGGCUGACAGAGUGGACAAGAGUGCCGUGGGCUUUGAUUACCAGAGUAAAAUUGAGAAGCAUGGGUCACAGAAGGAUUAUUCCAAGGGCUUUGGUGGUAAAUAUGGUGUUGACAAGGACAAAGUGGACAAAAGUGCUGUUGGCUUUGAGUAUCAAGGCAAAGUGGAAAAACAUGAAUCACAGAAAGAUUACGUAAAGGGCUUUGGAGGCAAGUUUGGAGUGCAGAGAGACAGACAAGACAAGUGUGCCCUGGGCUGGGACCACCAGGAGAAAGUGCAGCUGCACGAGUCCCAGAAAGACUAUAAGAGUGGUUUCGGAGGGAAAUUUGGUGUGCAGAGAGAAAGGCAGGACCCAUCUGCUGUGGGGUUUGAUUACAAGGAGAAACUAGCCAAGCAUGAAUCUCAACAAGAUUACGCCAAAGGCUUUGGUGGGAAGUACGGCGUCCAGAAGGAUCGGAUGGAUAAGAAUGCAGCAACUUUUGAAGACAUUGAAAAACCAGCAUCAACUUACCAGAAGACCAAACCAGUAGAAGCUGUUGCCAAUAAAACAAGGAGCAUCCGAGCUAACUUUGAAAACCUGGCCAGGGAGAAGGAGCAGGAGGACCGCAGGAAGGCGGAGGCCGAGCGGGCGCAGAGGAUGGCCAGGGAGAAACAGGAGCAGGAGGAGGCCCGAAGGAAGCUGGAGGAACAAGCCAAAGCCAAAAAGCAAACUCCACCCUCAUCUCCGACCGCACAGCCAGCUGAGCAGCAGGCUCCCUCAAGCCCAGUCUAUGAGGAUGCAGUUUCCAGUGCGGUGCAGGCUGCCUACAAGGACCCCGGCACGGCCGCGCGCGAGCCGGAGCCUGGCUACAGAGCCGCAGAGUACCAAGAAGCAGUGACUCAGCAAGAGGCAGAGUAUGAGCCAGAGACUGUCUACGAGGUGGCAGGAGCGGCAAACCAUUACCAAGCAGAAGAAAAUGCUUAUGAUGAGUAUGAGAAUGAACUUGGGAUCACAGCCAUAGCCCUUUAUGACUACCAAGCUGCGGGUGACGACGAGAUCUCCUUCGACCCGGACGACAUCAUCACCAACAUCGAGAUGAUCGACGACGGCUGGUGGCGAGGGGUCUGCAAGGGCCGCUACGGCCUCUUCCCUGCCAACUACGUGGAGGUGAGACAGUGACCUCUCCUGGCUGCUGCUGCUGCCUUAAUCGCCCAGCCGAGAAAGCUGGCUCCCUCCCCGCGGCAGGGUGGUGCUCCCCUGGGGGCAGGGUGUGGCUGUAUCCAUCCUGCUUUUGUAUUUCAUACUCUGCUGAUGCUUUUUCAAAUGUUUAUGCCACAGAAGUCGCUAAUAUAUUGCAACUCCUCUGCUCCUCACUCAGGCUCCUGGGGGCUAUCUCCAUGCUUUUGGGAAAGUUUCUUCUCUGCCAAAUUAGCAUCUGUCAUAAACAGCCUUCCUGAGGACAGCUAGCUGUCUGUUGUACUAGUGCAUGUUGGGCUCCUAAGUGAGCAGACUUCCUUAGUGUUCCAGUCUAGAUAGUCUUCCACUAAAUGUUCUCAGCUGAGCAAGCGAUGGCUCUGCAGGUUGCAUCCCACAGAGGCAGGGCAGGGCUGGGGAGGUGCAUUGGGGUU